Messenger RNA from Galleria mellonella (greater wax moth), 1234 nucleotides. RefSeq lists its product as uncharacterized. The transcript has 2 exons. Bases 79 to 813 code for a protein of 244 amino acids. NCBI's taxonomy places the organism in Eukaryota, Metazoa, Arthropoda, Insecta, Lepidoptera, Pyralidae. The record is from RefSeq and is a predicted model, not a curated record.
UAGAAAUUGCGUUGGCAUGUACAAUGUACAUAGAACGUAAAUAAUAUUACGCACUAAACGAGUGCUAAUAAAACGCGAAUGAAAGAUGUUGACGUUAAACACAAAUCAAUGAGGAAUACAAUGUUGUAUUGGAAAUGCAUUCUGUUAUUGUUAAAUGAAUUGAUAAAAAACUCAUUUCAAUCUAUCGCUGGUGUCACUUACAUGGACAAUUUCGAUUUUGAAGAUAGAUAUAGAGAUAUAAAUGAAUGCAAUCCCUUCUACUGGCACCCCCUCCAUCUUCCAGAAGCCUGUGCUGAAGUGUUCAAUAAAUUAAACCGCUCACGUGUAUCUUCGGCAGUACCAAUCAGAAUAAUGAAAAGAAACGAUUUGACAUAUCCUUUUGUUGAGUACCAAUCGGAUCCAAUCGAACCUAUUUACAAUACAGAUUUUGAUUACUAUAAAAACGCAUUGAUGUCACCAUAUGAAAAAAUGCUAUAUUUAAUGUGGAAGGACGCAAUCAAUUUACCAACUGCACCUAAAAUCACAACGCUGCCAUUUUUGGGCCCAGUCGCUUUGUACCAUCAGCCUAUUUCUAAAAAAAGUGAAGCGAUGGUAAAACAAAUUGCUGUAGCUUACUCUUAUCCUGGCAAUAAUUACAAACCAUUUUAUGUUAACAAUAAUACCACUGAAUCGCCCCCCAAAGAAGAACACACUCAAGAAGAAAAUAAUAAAGAUAAUGUAGAAAGAGCGAAGAUACCGAGGAAAAAGUAUUACAUUAAAAAGAGAAUAAGAAAUGGCAAUAUCUUAACUAUUUUAAAAACAAAACACAAUUAACAUGAAAGAAAAAAUAUAUUCCACUACAUUUUUGCAAUAUAGAAUAAUUAUGUAACAGGAUGCCCACCGACACAUUCCACCAUCGAAUUCAUAGUCAUACUUUAGGAUCCAAAUUAUUGCACUCAGUACAAAAUUUUGAGGGCAAGGGAUUGUUAAUAAUGGAGUCUAACAACCUAAUUGUUAGCAAUAUGCCUUAUCACGUCGACCUUCACGCGGUCCUUCCUGUAAUCUAUCGUAGUUAAUUAUUGUCUAAUUUGUCACGAUGAGCCAACUGAUAUGUUUUCAUUCUGACCUAUCGUCUCUCACUGGUGCCCCACUAGCGUUAAUACAUACCCAAUAGAGCAAGCGGGCUUACUGUUCCAUUUUCACUUAUUAAAAAUAGAAAACCUCACGAAAUAGAAUAUGAAUUGCUUAUGUAAAA